Messenger RNA from Hibiscus syriacus, 1443 nucleotides. RefSeq names its product protein JINGUBANG-like. Lineage: Eukaryota; Viridiplantae; Streptophyta; Magnoliopsida; Malvales; Malvaceae. The coding region runs from base 1 to 1365 and encodes 454 amino acids. Gene Ontology annotation, molecular function: protein binding. The transcript has a single exon. The record is from RefSeq and is a predicted model, not a curated record.
AUGGAAUUCUAUGGCAGGAAAACUGGUCAUUGUAUUAUGGAUAACGAAAGCAAUCCAACUCAAUCGCCUCCUAGGCUUUCGAUUCGAACUCACCUAAAUAUGUAUGACCAAGACCUCCAGUCCAGCCCCGGAAGACCUUCGAGUCCCCAAAUGAGUGCUGCUGCUAUGGAUUCAUUGUUGCCACCUGGUAGCCCUGAAACAUCAUGGACACUCUCUCCUCUUCAAACUCCAUCGCCUUCUCUCCUCUACCACUGCAUCGCUUCUCUUCAUCGAGAGGACGGUAAUAUCCAUUCUAUCGCAAUCUCAAAAGGAUUGGUUUUCACCGGUUCUGACAGCAAACGUAUUCGUGUAUGGAGGCAGUCUGACUGCACCGAGCGGGGUUGUAUCAAGACAAGUUCCGGUGAAAUCCGAGCUAUUUUGGCUUUUGGUAACAAGCUUUUCACCGCACAUAGAGACUGCAAGAUCAGGAUAUGGAAUUACACGGUUUCAGAUAAUUUCGGGUUCAAAAAGAUCACAACACUCCCUAAGAGAAGCUCAUUUCUUUUGUUCCCAACGACAAGCAGCCAACAACAUAAAGACUGUGUUUCUUGCAUGGCUUAUUACCAUGCCGAAGGGCUGUUGUACACUGGCUCAUAUGAUAGAACAGUUAAGGCAUGGCGGCUCCAAGAUAACAAAUGUGUGGACACAUUCGUGGUUCAUGAAAGCAAGGUCAAUGCCAUAGUGGUUAACCAAGAUGAUGGGUGCGUUUUCACUUGUUCCUCUGAUGGAUCUGUGAAGAUAUGGAGGAGGUUAUAUAGAGAAAACUCCCACACUCUAACCAUGACACUGAGAUUUCAACAAUCACCGGUAAACGCCAUGGCAAUAAGCUCGACAUCUAACAACUGUUUUCUCUAUUCGGGUUCGUCCGAUGGCACCGUAAACUUCUGGGAGAAAGAAAGAAUGUCCGGUAGGUUCAACCACGGCGGGUUCUUACAGGGUCAUCGGUUUUCGGUUCUUUGCUUAGUGGCUAUCGAGAAGUUGAUAUUUAGCGGAUCAGAGGAUACAACGAUUAGGGUGUGGAGAAGAGAGGAAGGGAGCUGUUUCCAUGAAUGUUUGGCAGUGCUUGAUGGUCAUAGAGGGCCUGUUAGAUGCUUAACUGCUUGUUUACAAAUGGAGAAAAUUGUGAUGGGAUUUUUGGUUUACAGCGCUAGCUUGGAUCAAACAUUCAAGGUAUGGAGGGUCAAGGUCAUGCCCGAAGAGAAAACCUGUUUCGAUUUAGCAGAUCGAAACAAUUUGAAGAAGAAGACAACGGCGGAAUACGACAUGAGCCCCGUGUUGUCUCCUUCGUGGGUUGAGAAGAAGCUUCAAGCUAAUCAUUUCCAGUAAAAUUUAAGACAAUGUUUAUGUUGGUAGUUCAGUUAUGUUUUUCUUAUAUUAGUUCCAUUUGGUAGUUCUUAUUCUGAA